Molecule: messenger RNA, 560 nt
Organism: Quercus lobata
Lineage: Eukaryota; Viridiplantae; Streptophyta; Magnoliopsida; Fagales; Fagaceae
Product: fiber
Exons: 3
Coding region: 149-343 (64 amino acids)
Source: RefSeq, a predicted model, not a curated record
UAUUUGGCUGCGUGAAUAAAGCCCGACCCGAAUCGUAAAAACCGUGUCAUUUUCUUGCAGAAUUGAAAAGAAGCAGAUCCAUUUCGACGCAGACAAAAGCAACUUCGAAGAGAAACGAGAAGUGAGUGAGAGAGAGAGAGAGAGAGAGAUGGCAAUAAUGGAUUCGUUGAGGAGGUUCGUAGCGCAUGAGCCAGUGAUUGCAGCUUGUUGCUUACUAGUCGGUGUUAAUGGAAUCUUCCUUCCAGCUGUUGUUAGGCCCAUUCUUGACUCCUAUGAAGCGGCCAAACAAGUUCCCCAGCCUGCUUUAAAUGAUGUGGUUGCGGGUAUGACUGGUAAGAAAUAAGGGUGAUGGGGUUUAUUGGUGAAGGAAUUUCAAUUAUCCUGCCUCCCUUGAACUCAUUUUUAUUUUCAUCGACAAUGUAAUAAGCCGCACUUCUAUGAGUUUUGUGGAGAUUUAAAUGAUUAUGCAUUUCAAAUAUCUUCAUAUUUUGUGUAGGCAUAUGAAGGUUUAUCAUGUUUAUUUUAAAGAGUUAACGUUCAUCUGAGCCCGCAUUGAUGCA